Molecule: messenger RNA, 557 nt
Organism: Schistosoma bovis
Lineage: Eukaryota; Metazoa; Platyhelminthes; Trematoda; Strigeidida; Schistosomatidae
Source: the annotation of a GenBank genome assembly
GGAAUGAGGUAGGAAGUUUUUGUAUUCUAUCUGAGAUGACGUUGUAAGCUCGUAGUAGUAUUGUAAAGUCUCAAAUAUUCGAUAGAUAACUGAAUUUGUGUACGGUCGGCAAUAUAAUUCUAUGGUCAAAUCACUUAUGCAAUAAAAGCAAUGAAUUGUUUGAUAUGGAAUCUUUUGUAGUUCACUUAAAAUUUAAACACAUUACAGAGUUAUUACAUAUUUCCCCCAAAUGCACUGGUACGACUGAGAGUGUGGAGAGUCCACUCUUCCUCUCGAAACGCUCUCACAUGGUUACACGUAUACAGUCACUGUCAGGAAAGUCCUACCCACUUCCUUCUCGUGGUGGGGGUGUUGUCUACGAAAGUGAGAGAACGAAAAGCCAACGUCCAGAGCUUAAACCGGAUUGGUGGAUAUGGAGGAUCCAUCUAGAAGAGUUGGGAAACCUUGAUUCCAAACCAAUGGUGCAUAUGGGCUCCAGGGUCCUAAUUUAACAAAUGGAGUAUGAACCUACUGUUGGUCACAGGCUACCAUGAGACUGCAUCUCCUAACGUUACUCC